CAAGGAUGGCUAAAUCCCAAGAUGACCAGAAUAAAGAAGCUCUACUCUACUGGGUGAAUGACCUCAAAGUACGAUUUGAGACAUUGUGCACAAAAAUUUCUCAAGAUUCAAAUGACAACCCAGAACUCAAAGCCAAUGAAGAGUUGUUGCAUCAAAAGUGCAAGAAUGAGCUCCCUGGAUUACUUAAAAGGCAGCACCACUCCAAAAUAGAUCCUGAUUUGCUCAAAUGGGAGCAAUGGACCAACGAGCUAAUCAAAUGGUCUGAGCAACAAUACUCCUAUGUGAUGCCUCCAAUGCCUGAAUUCAGUGCAAAGAAAGUUGAAACUACAUAUAAAAAGUUCUUGGCUUUAUUCUUAAAAGAACUAAAUGAUAAAGCUCCAACUCAUUACGUUGCUAAGAAGACACAGGAAAUUUAUAAGAACGACUCAGCCUCAGAAGAUAAAUCUCCACAGAAGGCACCUCAGUUAGUUAAAAGACAAAGCUCAACAAGAAAAAGGAAGAGGGAAACCUCCAAGAAGAAGUCUGAGGAGAGCAAGGAGACUCCUGCCGUUAUUAAUGAGCCUGAGGUGCGUCUUGAAGAGACCCCACCGCAAAUUCCACCUCCAGUGAUUGCUCCUCAAAUGCCUAAAACAACUAUUGAGAGGGGAAGAACUGAUCCUCCACAGCCGCCUAUUCCUGAUGAAGACUCUAAUCUCCCUUUCAGGAAGAAAAUGAGGAUAAAUGAUGAUAGGAAGUCUAUCAUAAAGACUAAUAGCGGUGUUCUUCCCUUCAGAGUAUAUGAAAAUAUUAAUAAAAUAUGCCAACUAUCUAAUGAAGGUAAAGAGCUCAUGGACAAGAUGAACCAGAAUCAUGGAACACUCAAUGCAAUCUAUUUAGCGCAGCUUAACAUUGCUGAGGAUAAGCCAGAUAUGAAGAUUGAGAACGUACUGGGACUGCUCAACGACAUCAAUGAUAGAUCAUACAGAAUAGCGACUAAUGCUUUCAAUAAUGUCUACAGAAAGAAGCAUGAGUGGUAUAGAUCGAACAAGGAGUACUUCAAGACACCCAUAAACUCCAGUGUGUAUGUAAAGAACUGCAUUCCCCUCAAGGCGAAUUUCCAGAAUCAGGAUACAGGAAAAUUGCCAAAUAUGCCAGAAGAAAAGAAAGGGCAAGAUGGGGAACCCAAGAGCCUGAAGGAUAUUGUUGCCUCUUUGCUUCCAGAUCAGCAAAAAUUUAUCAAGUGAAUCUUUGACAAAUUUAGCCUUAAAGGAACCCCAGGUUUUAACAUUCAUGGAGAUGCUGUCAUAAUCGAGCUAAAAUUUGUAGGAAACAACAGCACCAUAUUGAUUGAAAUGAAUAAGAAAACCGGUGAAUUCUUUUACUAUAGUAAAAAGAAAGAGAAUGGAAAGCCAAAAAACGUGAAAUGUAGUGCGAAGAUGAAGGAUUUCCUGAAAAAGCUUGACCAAGUUUUUAAUAAAACUAAGAAAUAAUAGGUCAUAAUCAUUAUAUCUGCAA
Molecule: messenger RNA, 1494 nt
Organism: Moneuplotes crassus
Lineage: Eukaryota; Ciliophora; Spirotrichea; Euplotida; Euplotidae
Source: the annotation of a GenBank genome assembly